AUGCACGAAAUCAACGAAAAGGGCCAUGUUAGGGUCAAGACCGUCUUGAUGGUUUUGACCAUGUCCAUGGCUUCGGCGUCCAUGGGCAUGACGGCCUCAGUGAUCAGCACGACGUUGGGACAACCAUCAUUCAUUGUCAAGAUGGGCCUGGACGGUCCAAACGGCGCCUCUUUGACCGGUGCCGUCACCAGCUUGUACUAUGUCGGUGCGACCUGGGGCGCUUUCGUGCACGGCUGGUUUGCAAAUCGAUAUGGGCGCAAGCCAUCUAUCAUAUUCGCCAUCUGCGUGACUCUUGUUUCGCAGGCACUGCUCACUGGGGCUGCGAAUGUGGCAAUGUUCAUUGUAUUUCGUUUCUUUUUGGGCUGGGGUGGCUUUCAAGCGAUAUGCGGCGUCCCUCUCUGGAUCAGCGAAAUUGUCCCACCGCGGCAUCGUGGCAAACUCUCGGAUAUUCACGCCGUCAUGAUCAAUGUUGGCUAUUCGAUCAUCGGGUUUGUCGGCGUUGGCUUUUACUACUACGACUCACCUAACGCCUGGCGUGCGCCGCUCGGGGUCGCCAUUAUCCCUGAGAUCAUCUUCCUAGCUGGGUGCUGGUGGCUCCCAGAGAGCCCCCGAUAUCUCAUUGCCCGAAACCAGUCUGCGAAGGCGUGGAAGAUCCUGCGUGCCCUUCAUGCGGACCCAAACGACCCGACCGAUGAAUUUGCCAAACGCGAAUUCUACCAGAUUCACGAGCAGAUACAGUUUGAUCGAAGUCAAGAUACCAGCUGGAAAUUGAUAUUGACCCGGCCGUCGUAUCGAAAACGGGCUUUGAUCUCUGCAAUGCUCAGUUUUUCCAUCAUGAGCGCGGGCCUCAUCGUGAUUCAGAACUACGGUGUCACCCUGUAUUCCGAACUGGGCUACACGGGAGUGGAUACUUUGUUACUUCAAUCAGGCUAUACCCUGACGUUGUGCGUUGCCAGCAUGAUCGCCAUGUCUUUCGUCGACAAGGUCUCGCGCCGUAACUUGAUGGGGACAGGCUUCGCACUCCAGUGUAUCUGCCUCAUCAUCUACACUGCCCUCGUCGCCAACUUCCUGACCGGGUCCAACAAGUCGGCCCAGGCGGCCGCCGUGGCGUUCAUCUACCUGUUCGGAUGCAGCUUCGAGCUGUGCCUCGACGGGCCCGAGUUUUUCUACAUCCAGGAAAUCUGGCCGAGCCACCUCCGCGCACAGGGCGGCGCCAUCGCCUUCAUGGUCUACAACGCCAUCAACAUCUGCUGGCUGCAGGCCGCGCCCACGGCAUUCGAGAGCAUCGGCUGGAAAUUCUUCCUCGUCUUUAUCAUCUUCGCGGCCCUCGGCUCCAUCACCGUCUUUGUUUUCUUCCCCGACACGCUGCACAAGCCCAUGGAGGAAAUCGCAGACAUGUUUGGCGACCCGGACUUGGUUGUCGUGCAUCAAAAUGCCAUCACGAGCGAACUGGUGGAGGCGAGGUUCUUGGAAAUGCUGGGCAAUGGAACGGAUGAUCCGCACACAACGUCUAUUUCAGUGCAGGAGACCAAGGGCAGCGGCGAUGGGCCAGCAGUGCACUCUGAGAAGGUCUCUGUGUAG
This is a messenger RNA of Fonsecaea nubica, 1581 nucleotides long. RefSeq lists its product as hypothetical. Gene Ontology annotation, biological process: transmembrane transport; carbohydrate transport. NCBI's taxonomy places the organism in Eukaryota, Fungi, Ascomycota, Eurotiomycetes, Chaetothyriales, Herpotrichiellaceae. Bases 1 to 1581 code for a protein of 526 amino acids. Gene Ontology annotation, molecular function: carbohydrate:proton symporter activity. Gene Ontology annotation, cellular component: membrane. The record is from RefSeq and is a predicted model, not a curated record. The transcript has 3 exons.